CAGCGUUGAACACUUGAACCAGAUCUCGCCACCGCGUCCAUGGCGUCGCAUCGCCGCCUCCGCCUCCUUUUGCUCGCGGCGACGCUCGCCGCCGCCGCCGCUGCCGUAGCCGGUGUGGAAGAAGAAGAGGCGUUCUGCGGAGUGGAGUCCAUGCCGGACGCGGCCACGCUGAGGCCGGACCGGCUCACGGUGCUCCUGAGCGGCUACUCGGAGCGGCGGCUCCCGCUGCUCCGCGCCAUCGCCGGAGCGUACGCCGCCCACCCGCUCGUCCUCGCCGUCGUCGUGCUCUGGUCCAACCCCUCCACACCGGACAGCCUCCUGUCAAGCUUCCCGCCGGCCGUCACCCUCCACCGCACCGCCUCCGCCUCCCUCAACUCCCGCUUCCUCCCGCACCCGUCCAUCCGCACCGCCGCCGUGGCCGUCGCCGACGACGACGUGCUCCCGGACGCCGCCGCGCUCUCCUUCGCGUUCGCCGCCUGGCAGCAGCGCGCCCGCCCGGGCACCCUCGUCGGGUUCUUCCCGAGGUCCCACCACCUCGACCUGGCCCGCGGGAGGUGGGCGUACGGCGCGGCGGCGCGGCAGCAGGCGCGCUACUCCAUGGUGCUCACCAAGCUCCUCGUCCUCGGCGCGGGCCUCCUCCGCGAGUACUCCUGCUCGCCGGAGCUCGCCGCGGCGCGCGCCGUGGUGGACCGGGAGCGCAACUGCGAGGACAUCCUGAUGAACUUCGUCGCCGCCGAGGAGUCCGGCGAGGGGCCGGUGCUGGUGGAGGCCGGCAGCAUCAGAGACUGGGGCGACCCGAGGAACGACGAUGCCGACGCCGGCGCCGGCGCCGGUGGCGAGGAGAUGAAGGCCGUCGGCCUGAGCUCGACGGGGGGCGCGGCGCACUGGGAGAAGAGAGGGGAUUGCAUCACGGAGUUCCACCGGCUGCUGGGAAGGAUGCCGCUCCGGUACAGCUACGGGAAGGUGGUGGCGGCGGCCGGCGGCGAGCAGGCGCUGUGCAGCAAACGCGGCCGCCUCGUCCGGUGUGACCAGGAGUAGCUCUGACACGAUGAGUCUUCCCUGAUUAUCACUGUAAAUUCUGAAAACUUGCAGAUAUUGGUAAAUUUAAUUCAGAGGAAAUCCAGGUUUAAAACAGUAGUGGAGUAUAAAUUGUAGUAUGUUCUAUAGAAACCAAAUUUACA
Messenger RNA from Oryza sativa Japonica Group (Japanese rice), 1181 nucleotides. Its product is annotated as glycosyltransferase family protein 64 C3. Gene Ontology annotation, cellular component: membrane. Gene Ontology annotation, molecular function: glycosyltransferase activity. The record is from RefSeq and is a predicted model, not a curated record. Lineage: Eukaryota; Viridiplantae; Streptophyta; Magnoliopsida; Poales; Poaceae.